AUGAAUCAACCAAUAAGCAACUGGAGAUCUCCUCAUCAUCAUCAUCACAUUGAGUUCCCAACAUCCCCCGUGGUUCAGGAGGAGGGACAUGAAAUGUUCCAUGCGACUCACCCGCAACACCCCAUCUCCCAGGCUCACUUCACCGACCUCUUCGUCUGCGCCGCCUGCAAAGAGUUCGGCGCAGGCCUCCGAUUCGCUUGCACUCACUGUGACUAUCAGCUUCACCACUUCUGUGCCUUAGCACCUCCUGCUCUUAAGAGACACCCCAUCCACCCAUUUCACAAGAUUAUUUUGUUUUACAAACCUGUUAAAGGUGGAAUAUUGAAAUCUGGGUGCGAUAUCUGUGUCAAGCCAAUCAAAGGAAGCGUUUUCAAAUGCAGUGUAUGCAGAUUCCAGAUGCACCCAUGCUGUGCCAUGUUGUCUACUGAACUAUUCAACAAAUCCGUCCAUCCACACACUCUAAGGCUCUUGCCAAUGCACGCCGACGGCCAGUCAUCGAGUGCGGACUCUGCCGGCUUCGUAUGUGGCGAGUGCCACUGCAGGAGUUCCGGGAGAGUGUACCAUUGCACCAUCUGUGACUAUCAUCUCCAUGCAGUGUGUGCUAAGAACACGGUGAAUGGAGUUCAGGCCAACGGUUUCAAAGGCGUUGAAAAGGUGAGCAAGAUAGGGACUGCGGCUAGGGUUGCUUCUCAAGUGGUGAUGGAAUUUAUUGGAGGGCUGUUUGAAGGGAUUGGAGAAGGGGUUGGAGAGGGCCUGAUUCAGAGUGCUGCUAAAGGAUCAAGGUACCACAUUAGUAGCUCACCUACUUGUGGAUGGUCUGGUAACAAAAGUAGUGGUAUCAAGCGGUUCACCGUUUUGGUUUCAGCAGAGUUACACUAUGUUUUAUGCGGGAAAAGAAGUGAAAAAGGGACUAGAGAAAAUGAUGAACAAUGA
This is a messenger RNA of Hibiscus syriacus, 933 nucleotides long. RefSeq lists its product as uncharacterized. The transcript is spliced from 2 exons. Bases 1 to 933 code for a protein of 310 amino acids. The record is from RefSeq and is a predicted model, not a curated record. Lineage: Eukaryota; Viridiplantae; Streptophyta; Magnoliopsida; Malvales; Malvaceae.